UUUUAAUUUCCUUCCAAAUAUUUUUAUUGACUUUAAUUUUAUAUUUUCUUCACUUUCUAAAAAUGGACUUAUCUCGUAUUGAUCAACUUAAUGAUGAAAAUAAACAUCAACAAAUCUAUGAGCAUUUGGCUAAGGUCGAUGACACCAACAUCCACUCGGAUCCGGAAAUUCUCUGGCGUUUUGCUCGUUCUUGUUAUUUUCUUUCUUUUCCAUUGGACAAUAAAGACCCAAAAAAGAAGCAAUUACUAGAUGAAGGUUAUUUAUAUGCUGAGAAGGCAUAUCAACUUAAGAAUGAAGACUUUGAGGUUAUUAAGUGUUUUGCUGCUGUGACUGGAGCGAGAACUGACUUUUUGGGUACAAAAGAGAAGAUUGAACAAGGGAAUUUGUUUAAGGAAUUGCUUGACAAGGCUUUGACUAUGAAUGCGGAGGAGUAUACUCUUUUGCAUAUGCGUGGCCGUUUUGCUUUUUCUGUUGCUAGUCUUACUUGGCUUGAACGUAAAGCGGCUGCUGCCUUCUAUUCAAAACCUCCUGAAGCGACUUUUGAGGAGGCAAUAGAUGAUUUUCUCGCUGUUUUGGCUCUUCAGCCGGACUGGUUAGACAAUCUCUUCUUUUUGGGCAAAACUUAUCUGCUCAAGAAAGAUAAAGAGACUGCAAUUAAAUAUCUUCAACGUGCUGUAGACGCUUACCAACAAAACGAGAAUGAGCAAGAACCGAGUAUGGUUACUGAAGCUAAAGCUCUUUUGAAGAAACAUUACAAAUAA
This is a messenger RNA of Meloidogyne enterolobii, 761 nucleotides long. Lineage: Eukaryota; Metazoa; Nematoda; Chromadorea; Rhabditida; Meloidogynidae. The record is from the annotation of a GenBank genome assembly.